GACUCCAUGCACCACGUUCCUCCGUGCCGUGCACGGACGAAUGAAACGGCUCUGUGUACCGACCGAUGGCGGCGUUUGUGCGGUGUGCCGUAGAGGUCAGCGAUGUCUCCGAAACUGCUGCCCCGACGGGCUCAGAGUGACCAAACACCAACGCUUGCAGCUUUGCACUGCAGAGUGAGCAAUGAUUCUGCGCCCGUGUGUUUCGAUGGCCGGCGCCCUCCUGUCGGUGGGCUGCAGCGGUAUCGUCUUGGGCGCCCGGAAACCGCUGUCGACGUCCCGAGUGCGGCUGUUCUUCGGUCGGCGAAAGCCCCCGCGUCAGGGGGCGGCAUUGGCGCUGCGCGAGAGCCUGUUCCGGAGCGAGGACGCGCGUAACCGCCAGGGCUUCGUCGAGGUCAUCGAGCGCUUCAAACUGGGCAACGAGAACCGCCGAGGUCACGUCGAGUUCAUCAACGUGGCCACGCGGUUCGUCACCGAGUUCCACGUCGAGAGGGACCUGGAGGUGUACAAGAUGUUGUUUGAUCUGUUCCCCAAGGGGAAGUACACGCCGCGGAGCCUGGUGCAGGCCGAGUUCUUCCACUUUCCCUACCACCAACACUGCGGCGUGCGCCUUUUGGACACUAUGGAGUCGCACGCAGACGUGCAGAUAAAUUCGAGCUUCUUCCAAGAACCUUCGUAUCAGAGAAUUGUGGUCCACACCAACAUGCGGCAAUAUGUGACACAAGAUGUGCGUGUGCUGCCCGACCGGGAGAUGCGGCAGAUGGUGCUAGACACGUUUGGCUUCCACAGUGAGGUGUUCAAGAAGCUUGCCCGCAUGAUGUACUGGAUGCCCAAGUUCAAGCACAUGAGCCCCUUCCCGCUGCCCAACCCUGUGCCUCGGGACCCCUAUGAGCUGGCCCAGCUGGCCAUCAGGCGCAUGUGCGUCGACAUUCAGAGCAUCAUUACCGUGCACAGGGCAAAAGAUGAAGUGCCCGAUGCAGUGGACGACACAUGGGUCGUGAGUGGCCAGUCACCACAACAGCAGGAACUCAUCGAGCUACAUCCGACAGACAAGCCAAUCCGCAUUGAAGGCCCAUUCUCUAUAUAUCUCCGCAGUAGCGCCAUCUCCUACUUCCUGUUGCGAGCCGAGCCAACACCAAUCCGAGUGGUUGAGAUAGACUCUGAUGAUGUGUCCAACAUCCCCGUCACUGUCCUUGAUGAGAAGCCGGAUCUGCUGAAACCUUCCACAGUGCACGAGCAGACAGAUGGGAUUAUCCUUGCCAUGGCUGCCACGGGCACUUCAACGAGGGACUCUCUCCUCUCCUGGCUCAGGAUACUGCAGCUUCAGAACCCCAAACUCAGCGAUAUUCCAGUGGUUUUUAUGUUGAAGGCGCCGAGCAAGUCGCUGGUGACUGCGAAUCAUCCGCAGGAAGAGUUCGAAAGCAUUGCCGAGGAUGAAAACUCAACCGACAAUGAGUGCAAGGCAAAUGUGUCUGAUACAUCGGCACGAAGCUAUGAAGCUAAUGAGGCGGACAAGACGGGAUGGCGCCACGUGUAGUGUACAUAAAAGACAGUAAUAAAUUUGCUUGUUAAAGUUGCCAUUCA
Molecule: messenger RNA, 1581 nt
Organism: Rhipicephalus microplus (southern cattle tick)
Lineage: Eukaryota; Metazoa; Arthropoda; Arachnida; Ixodida; Ixodidae
Gene: ECSIT
Product: evolutionarily conserved signaling intermediate in Toll pathway, mitochondrial
Biological process (GO): cell surface receptor protein serine/threonine kinase signaling pathway; innate immune response
Cellular component (GO): mitochondrion
Source: RefSeq, a predicted model, not a curated record